AUGGCAGACAGUGGGUGGCAGACAGUAGGUGGCAGACAGCGGGUGGCAGACAGCGGGUGGCAGACAGCAGGUGGCAGACAGCAGGUGGCAGACAGCGGGUGGCAGACAGCGGGUGGCAGACAGCAGGUGGCAGACAGCGGGUGGCAGACAGUGGGUGGCAGACAGCAGGUGGCAGACAGUGGGUGGCAGACAGCGGGUGGCAGACAGCGGGUGGCAGACAGCAGGUGGCAGACAGCAGGUGGCAGACAGCGGGUGGCAGACAGCGGGUGGCAGACAGCGGGUGGCAGACAGUGGGUGGCAGACAGCGGGUGGCAGACAGUGGGUGGCAGACAGCGGGUGGCAGACAGUGGGUGGCAGACAGCGGGUGGCAGACAGCGGGUGGCAGACAGUGGGUGGCAGACAGCGGGUGGCAGACAGCGGGUGGCAGACAGCAGGUGGCAGACAGCAGGUGGCAGACAGCGGGUGGCAGACAGUGGGUGGCAGACAGCGGGUGGCAGACAGUGGGUGGCAGACAGCGAGUGGCAGACAGUGGGUGGCAGACAGCGGGUGGCAGACAGCGGGUGGCAGACAGCGGGUGGCAGACAGCGGGUGGCAGUUUCUACCUCAGGAAAACAGAAAUGA
Messenger RNA from Procambarus clarkii (red swamp crayfish), 621 nucleotides. The record is from RefSeq and is a predicted model, not a curated record. NCBI's taxonomy places the organism in Eukaryota, Metazoa, Arthropoda, Malacostraca, Decapoda, Cambaridae.